This is a messenger RNA of Funneliformis geosporum, 1708 nucleotides long. NCBI's taxonomy places the organism in Eukaryota, Fungi, Glomeromycota, Glomeromycetes, Glomerales, Glomeraceae. The record is from the annotation of a GenBank genome assembly.
CCAAAAGAAAUCUCAGACAUUAGAUUUAUCAUACAAGCAUGCUGCAAAUCAAUACUUCGAGUCAACUCCCGCGAGUGAAUGGACGUAUCCCGGGUAUCUCGAAAAAAUGCAACCAUACUUCAACAACCACUUCAAACUGAGUUCAUUGAAAUCGACAUGGAAGAAACGAUUUAACGAACAUUUGAGAGAAAUCGAAAGAGAUCAAGUAGCAAAAUCAAAUGGUAGGGAUCGUUGCCAGCAAAAUAUUAUCGCUAGUCUGUAUAAUUGUACCACACGGGGAGCAGGUGACGCCCUGUUAACUCCUGGAGUAGGUGACGUCCUCGGUGCAAUGUACAAGAGUGCUUCUACUAUACAAGUUAAGGGUUUAAAAGCUACCGAACUCUGGAAUCAGUUUGAGAAGAAAAGAGCACUACAGAAUCAGCAGCAUAACACAAACAUUGAUAUACAAUUAAGUACGUUGAGAGUGAUGAGCACUUCCGCUACCUGUCAGGAAGAUGAAUUGGCCGGACAGAUGGUAGCUUCGAGUAUCAGUGGCAAGAAAAAUGUUAAACACAAUAAAAAUGCGAAACGUCAAAGCGAUGAAUAUCCCGAGAGAGAAAAGCAAAAAUCACGUAAAACUAGCAUUGAAAAUUCUCAUCAAGCGGAAUGUUCUUAUAGGCUGAAUAAUGUGCUGAAUGUUCAAGAAAGCUUUGAUGAGAACGAUGAGGAAGAAGUUAUUCAAAAUGCCGAAGUAAUAACAGACUUCUUGGGAAACGAUAUUGAAUGUUCGGAGGCAUCGAAAAAACUUUGUUCGGCAUAUAUGGAACAUUAUCCCGAUGGAGACUUAAUUGACCUCCGUUCAUGUUCAUCCUUCCUCAGAAAUAUUCCAAGAUCGAUAUCAAGUUCAUACCUCUCAGAAAUGGACACGAUAACCGAACAAUUAAUUCCCGAUAAUGUGCACAAUUUCCUGGUGCAGUUUUUUUCACAAACUAUUUCGGAUACAGAGUGGCAAGGCAAGGUUGACGACCUACGAUCUCCAGAAGAGAAAGACCCUCUAAUGGUUGCAGUAGUCCGAAUUUUACGUCGGACAUUACCACAAUUUAUUAAGGCGUUCUCUCUCGGACAUCAAAACCCUCUCUUAAACAUCGCAACGAUCGAACAAGCACACCUUAAUGCGUUUGUGCACCCAUGUCUCGAUAGCGCUCUGUGGAAUCUAGCAAAUAUACACUACGAAUAUGGAGAAAUCCCGUCCAGGAAUCACGUUAAUAAAAACCGCGCAGAUGGUGUUGGUUAUAUGACUAAUGCCGACAAAUUUCAACUCGUUUAUGUGGAAGGAUCCAGACCAAACGUGAAGCAAGAAAAGGAGGUCGCUGACAUUAAAAAAAUCAUCAAUAACAUGAAAAGUUUGUUUUCUAAAAUAGUAAAAGAACUAAUUAAAACCCGAAGGCGUUUGCCAGAAAAGCUGAACAUAUUUGGUGGCCAAAGCUUUCGCCUUCGAAUUUAUCUAUAUUACCUUGAUUAUUGUGGUAAGUAUCGAUUAAAUGAAGUCGACAACGCAAACUUACCUCGGGAAUUUUCUGAAAUGCCGGAUUUCGUUUAUUUUUACGAAUGUGUGCUGAAAUGGGCAUUGUUGAUUCAGGCUAGUGUGACUUCCUUUAAUGAAGCAAGAGUUGAGAAGAGGCCCUCGAGAAUGUCAUAUGCAGAAAGCCUAUUUCGACUGCAAGAAUAG